Messenger RNA from Moneuplotes crassus, 862 nucleotides. The record is from the annotation of a GenBank genome assembly. Lineage: Eukaryota; Ciliophora; Spirotrichea; Euplotida; Euplotidae.
UGGGUAAAUGAAUGUCAGCCCAAGCUCCUGAUUCAUUGUCUUCCAGCCAGAAAGGAAGACCUCUGAAUAAGAAGAUUGGCAAGAAUACUGAUAAGCUUUUUACAAAAAUGAGCACAAAACAAAUAGGUUCAUUUGAAGGAAGCAACUCCCUCAGCCCGCAUGGAAGUCAGAAGAACCUGGAAUCUUCUGGAAGUUCAGGGUCUUAUUCUAAGUCUAAGACUAAUAGCAGCUCGUUCUCACAGAAUGGGAUAGGGAAUUCUAUUAAUAGGAAUCUUUCACUUGAGAGCACGAGCGAGCCUCCAGAAGCAUCAGUUAGUAAGAACCCUACCACUGAUCUCUUUAAAGAAUGCAUGAAAGAUCUUGAGAUGAUAGACUAUAACUACUGUCAUAAGUUAAUAUCUCAGAGUUCAUCAGAAAAAUUGCUGAAAGAUAUUUGUCCAUACACUCAAAAUUCUGUUUUGCAUGUUUGUUGAUUCAAUGGGCAUCUGGAAUUAAUAGAAAGCUUACUCAGGAAACAACGGAAAUUAAUAAAAACCUAAAAACUUAAACUCUAACACGGUUUUUCACUCUUUGUGCAAAAAUACGACAAGUUCAGACCAUGAACUAACUGUGAUGUUCCAGAUUCUCAACCAAUACAGGGUGAACUUGGCAUCCAAAAAUGAUGAUGGGAAAACCGGAAUUGAUCUCCUGAUAAAAAGGAUUAGAGAUAAAAAUCCAUAUGAUGGAAAUCUCCAGAGUGUCAGACUAUUAUAUGGAAAAGUGCUGGAUGUUAUCCCUCUCUCAUAUUAUAACAAAAUAAAGGAAAGCAAAAACUUCAUCACGAAGGAGCGUCUUCUUGAAAGUGAUCUAUCUGACAUCAGUA